Messenger RNA from Effrenium voratum, 5181 nucleotides. Lineage: Eukaryota; Dinophyceae; Suessiales; Symbiodiniaceae. The record is from the annotation of a GenBank genome assembly.
AUGGGCUCCAAAGAUCCCAUGGCGCGGCUUCUGCAGCCCUCGGGCCAUGGCCCCGAGCCGAGCGCGGAGCCGGGCGAGCUGAGCGCUCUGGGCGCCGCCCUGGUCAUUGCCAAGGUGAACUGGGGAAUCGGCAUGAUCGCCAUGCCCUUCUAUCUCCACUCUGCUGGUUUGGGCGCUGGCUUGCUCUUUUUCACGUUGAGCAUGCUCCUGGCCGCCGACGCCGCAGUGCUCACCCACCGCCUCCAAGCCACGCAGUCGUCCUCGUCGAAGGCGAGCUACGUGGCGCUGAUCCAAGGGGCGCUGGGCCCAACGGCCGGUCUCGUGGCCACGGGCUGCGUGCUGCUCGCGGGCUGGGGCUCCGCGGUGGCCUGGCUGAAGUUCAUGGGGGACAACUUGGCGCGGUUCCUGCCGCUGGAAGUCACCUCCGCGGAGUACAUCGGGUUGCUGACGUGUCCGCUGCUCCUCUGUGCCUUUCUGGACGACAUCCGCGCACUGGAGCGUUUCUCGCGGCUGGGGCUGCUGGCGGGCCAGUGCUUCGUGGCUCUGCUGGCGAUGCUGGCGGCGCCCAGCUGGCGGCAGCUGCCGCACUACGUGGCCUCGCAGCCCUUUCUGCGCUUGGACUCCUUCCCCAUCGCAAUGGGCCUCGCGGUGUUUUGCAAUGAGGGUCUGGUGGUGAUGUCUCCCUCCGUGAGCGCCUCGAUGAAAGAGCCAGAGCGCUUUGCCUCAGCGGUGGCCCUGGCAGUCACCUACUUCACGGCGAACUACCUGCUGCUGUCCUUUUGUGGCGACUUCUUAUACUCCUACGUGGCCGGCGGUGUUGUGGCGCAGGAGGUAACUCUGUCUAGCGCCUUUACCGUCAGCCCGAUCCACAGCACUGCAGUGGUUCUCUACGUGCUCCAGCUGCUGCUGACAUUUCCCUGCAGCCUCUUCGUGAUGUUUCGGAAUGUUGAGAAGAGCUGUACCAGCCAUUCGCUCGCACGAAGAGCCUGCCGGAUCGUUUUGAUCCUGUCCUUCUGCGGCGUCGCCAUGAUCCUGCCGCGCUUCGCGGACUUCCUCGCCGUGGCUGGGGCGGUGGGAAACUCGCUGUGCAUCUACAUCCUGCCUCAUCUCGCCUUCCUUGCCCAGUGCCGGAAGGGGAGCAGUGUCAGCUUCGGCGUGGGCCUCUGCCGCAUCUCCUGUUCUUGGGUAGCAGCUCAGCUGCAAGCCGAAACCGCAGAGGAGAUUGGUGUCGAUCGCCCGGGGGACGUGGAUCCUUGCGAGGUGGUCCAAAUGCUGGACCAAACCGGGCAGUUUCCACCCGCGGUGUCCCAGGCAUUGACCGACGUGGCGUUCCGGUGCAUCCGCUCGAGCUCUUCGGAGCGGCCCCUCUUCAAAGUUCUGGUGGAGGAGUUGCGGGAGCUCUACGUGGUGUCGAGUGACGGAGAAGCGCAAAGCGCGCGGAAAUCCGAAUCUGUGCCUCAAGCCCAACGUGAGCCUCCGCGAGAGCCGAUCCGCGAGUCUCGCGACACACUGGGCAAGCCGCCGGUGCGCCGCGUGGUGCUCUCUGUGGGCACCGUGGUCACAGCGCGCUGGAAGGGCACUGCCUCCUGGAUGCGGGGGCGGAUCCUGCACAUCAACCGCGAUGGCACCUUCGGAAUUCAGUGUCUGGACCGCCCGUUUGACACCGGCGAUGUGGAGUACAACGUGCCCGCCCUGAACAUCAGGGCAGCUGACAUACCUGCGGCUCCCAUGGGCUGGCGUGCGGCGCGGGAAGUGAAGGAGGUCAAAGAGGAUGUGCCUCCGCCGCCUCCGCCGCCGCCGCAGCGGGGCGUGCAACCGGCCGGCCCAAAGUGGCCUUCGGACUCCCCGGCGCCGCGGCCCAAGGCGGUGGCGCCUCCCAACCCGGACAGAACCAACGAAGCGAAGGAGAGCCCAGGCGGUGAGCUCUUGGACCCUUCCGCGGUGCCUCCCUAUCGCUUGUGGUGCGUCUACGCGGAGGGUCUGGAUUUGGCCAAGCUGAGCACUCAGCAACGCGCCCUGUCCUCCUCUGCGCCGGAGCUGGUGCUGGGCAGAACUGCCCAGGCGGAGGAAGUCUGGAAGACCCUGGUGCCCGAUAGGCGGCUCCACGGCACGGUCUCCAGAGAACACCUCAAGGUCCUGGCGCGGCCCUGUCCGGGCAAACCGCUCCAGGCCAUGUUCAGCGUGGUGUGCUUGUCGCUGAACGGCGCCCUGUUGAACCACCAAUUCAUCAGCAAUGGCUGUGGGGAGCAACCCCUGCAGCACGGCGACGUCUUGGCCUUGGCCACCUCCGUGGAGGUCGCCGGCCAGGACAGCCGCAAGCCCUUUGUCGUCUUCCAAUUCGAGGUCCUGGGCCCCAGCCCCGCGGUCAUGGCGUUGCCCACCGCCUACGGCACCGCGCAAGCGCCCCCCGCGGCGCAAGCGGCGCCGGCAGCGCAAGGGCCGGCGCAAGGGACGCAGAGAGGGCCCUUUGAUGACCUGGAGGAGACCAUCAACCAGAAGGAGCUGCAGGUCCCCGCGGGCAUGGUGGCAGGCCGUUGGCGCAGCUCCGCCUCCGUGGCCGCGCCAGAGGCCCUCUACUGCCUCGAGGUGCACGGGAACGAGCUCCGCCCGGGGCUGCCAGCAGAGGCGCGGCAGCUUUUCUACUGCUCGGAGCCUGCGACUGAGGCGUGGCCUUGCGCUCCGGGCCUUCGCGUGGGCCGCUACUACCAACGCGGCUUCUGGGAGAGGAUCCUCAGUGAGGAGAUCCUCUCCGGCGGCACCACCUGGGGCUCCAUGAUGGCCAAGGACCACUUCGACAUCCUGCCCAUCCGCAAGAACAACCCGCAGUCCGCGGAGCCCCCAGACUGGCGCUUCCGGCUCCGCGUCCUGAGCGCCGCCGGGGUGACGCUGAACUACUCCAUCGUCUGCAGCGCCGGGGACGAACGCGAACUGGGGCCCAGCGACACGCUGACCAUCACCCGACCCUCUCGGACAGCCAAUGCUGUGCGCUCGCGGUCUCUGGAUGGUCCGGCAGGGCUGCAUUUCACCUUCAUCCCGCUGGUGGGGGCCAUGGCGGAGCCCGAGCUCACCAGGUCCCCGCGGGGGGACUCCUCAGCGCCCCAGCUGCCCGAGCUCUCUGAUGGGGAGGAGGAGCGUAAGCCAGGAAACUGCAGCUUUGCCCGCGCCGGAGCUUUGCAACUCCCCACCGACGUGCAAAAUCGCGAUAGCUCGGAAGAGGAGGACAGCUCAACCGGCGCGGGUGGAAGGUUUCAGGAAUUUAAGUUCCUGGAUCACCCGAAGGCCCAGAGGCCCGGAGCCGCGCGAGCGGCUCCCGAGCCCGAGCGCCUGGAGCGCACGGAGCGCGAGGCGCGGGAAGCGCGGGAGCACGGCUUGGAGGCGAAGCUGUCGAAGGCCCUAGAGCAGAUCGCGGCCAAGGACCUGCGCCUCCGCGAGCUUGAGUCGACCCCGGCGAAGCCGGCGAACCCAGACACUCUGGCGCCGAGCCCUGCGAUACGAUGGCCGCAAACCGCGCCCACCUCGCUGGGCGACGCCGCGCGCGGCGCCCAGAGCGCCGAGGGCGCCGAGGGCGUUGCGCCGCUGAGACGGGAGAGUUCGCUCUUCUCCGUGCCCAAGGACGCCCUGCGCCUCUUCGGGCAACCACCGCCGCCAUCGGUGGCCUUGACCAUUGGCUUCGGGUCUGUAAAGCGACAGAAGGAUUACGUCCUGGACACGGUGGGCAUCAUGUUGGGCCUGAGGUCCACCAGCUCAGAGAUCUCACCGGAGGAGCGCGCCAGCGUUGUUAUCGUGGCCCACCUGGCAGAUUUCAACUACUCCUGGGUGGCGCACAUGUCUCAGCGGCUUCAGGAGGAGUACAAGGCGCUGGUGGAUGGAGGCCAGCUCCAUGCGAUUCACGCCAAAGAGGAGCUCUACCCACCACUGGACCUCUGUCCGCCUGCCUGCAAUUACAAGGAUGAGCCUCACCGGGUGAAGUGGCGCUCAAAGCAGAAUGUGGACUAUGCCUUCUUGAUGUACUAUGCUGCCAGCUUGUCCCCUUUGUACUUACAGAUUGAGGACGACAUCAACUUUGCACCGCACUGGAUCUCCAAGAUCACCGGCUACAUCUCGUCCUCCUACCCCCCAACGUUUCGUUCCAAAGAGAACGCCCCGUGGCGGCUCAUCGACUUCUCGCAGCUGGGCUUCAUCGGGAAGAUGUUCCAGGCCAGCGAGCUCACGCGGCUCGCGCAGUUCCUGCUCCUGUUCUACGACCAGAUGCCCUGCGACAUUUUGCUGGGCCAAUGGGUGCUGUCAAUGACCCAGGGCAAGAAGAUCGAGUACUGGAAGUCUCACAGCUCCCUCUUCCAACACGUGGGCAUCUUCCGGUCGCUCGGGGGCUUCCAGGCCUUGCAGGAGAAGAAGUUCGGGAAGUUGCUCUUCGACAACCCCGAAGCCAACCUGUCCCGGACUUUGACGGUGGUCCCCACUUACGACGUGAAGUUCCUCUACUUCUCCGGGGGGGAGCCCGAGGGUCGCAUGGACACCUGCGACUUCUCGGCCAGCCCCCAAAAGCAGAAGCUGAAGCGGUGCUGGCUCUGGGCCAAGAACGUGGAGGCGAAUCAGCACGUCACGGUGACCUUUGCCCAUGAGACCCAGGUCAAGGCCAUCUUCUUGGAGUUCGGCAGCGACGCCCACCCCAGCGAUCUGCUCAUCGAUGGUAUGAUCCAGGUAUCAGCAGGGCGGCCAGGCACAGUGGCCAGGCCCGGGGCACCGCCCUGCGAGAACUUCGUGGAUUUGAUGCCGGUGAAGCGCGAGCGCAUGGUGUACUGGGAGGAGGGGGCUUCCGUGCCCAAGAGCCUGCCAGUGCCACAGGUGCGGUGCUUGCGAAUUCUGGCGCGGCAGUCGCAGAAGGAGUGGCUGAUCCUUUGGCAGCUGCAGAUCCGAUCGGCGCCCAACCAGGGACUUUCACCGAGCGUGCCUGACAUGGAAGUGAAAUCCAUCGAAAACGAAAGGCCUCCAGAGCACCAGCCAGAAGAAGAGCCCGACGACCUUUUCGCACGCACAGGCUUCCGAACUGGCGAAGAGGCUUGGGCGAUGCAAGACGCCGAAGACUUGGCGGAGCUUGCCGGCCUAGCAGAGUUGGCGGAUGUGGUGGAGAGGCCGAAGAGACAAGGUGACCGCGGAUGGCUGCACAGCUUCUCUUGCUGA